AUGGAUCAGAGACCACAGAGGACACGAACGCUAUGCACAGGUUUGGACUCUGAUAGGACCCUCGGUGGGAACUCAGAUCAAAAAUACCACCAGACCAGGGCUCAGAGAUCUGAUAUGCAGGCCGAAGUAGCCGGUCCUGUAGCAAGCUCUGGACCUGGACCCAGUUCUGUCUCUCCGGAGACUGAUCACUUGAUGGGGAACUACAAUGACUUCAGCGAAGGAGCAGACUCUUCGGGUCUGAGGCUCCGUCACGAGGAACGAGAAGAGUCAGGUCUCUACUAUGUGUCUCUGAAGAGUGACCGGUCCAUGGGGGUGGGUGUAAACUUCAAAGCUGGACUUGUGUCUUCACAGGAGAAAUUGGAUCAUCAGAGCUCCGGAGUUCUUGGUGGUCAACAGCAACAUUCGAAUCAAGACUCUACACAACAGGAUGAAGAGUUCCAUAUGAGGACGCACAAGAGAGACCCAGAACCUCAAGCGACUGAGGAGGAAGAGGAUCAGAGGAGGAGCAGCAGAGAAGAAUCCUUAAGGAAGAAGGGAGAGGAAGAUCUGACUGAGAGUCUGUUUAGCGGACGUUGUGCAACAACGUGUGGACCUCGACUGAAGAAGAGUCUGCAGAGGAAGUUCCACAGUGUGUCUGAAGGGAUUGCUCAAGCAGGAAACUCUUUCUCUCUGAAUCAGAUCUACACAGAGCUCUACAUCACUGAGGGGGGCACAGACCAGGUCAACCAGGAGCACGAGGUCCGACAGAUUGAAACUGCUGGCAGGAAAGCGUUCACUCCAGAAACCACCAUCAGACAAGAAGACCUCUUCAGAAGCUCAUCUGACAGAGAUCGACCAACUUGCCUGCUAACAAAGGGCGUGGCUGGCAUUGGGAAGACCCUCCUGACACAGAAGCUGACUCUGGACUGGGCUGAAGACAAAGCCCACCAGAACUUCCACUUCAUGUUUCCUUUCACCUUCAGAGAGCUGAACACACUGAAAGAGAAGACGUUGAGUUUGGAGGAACUUGUUCAUCUCUUCUUUCCUGAAACCAAAGAAUUCAGACUCAGCAGCUUUGAAGGAGUCCAGGUUCUGUUCAUCUUUGAUGGUCUGGACGAGUGUAGACUCCCUCUGGACUUCAUCAACAAUCGGGUCCUGACAGAAGCUAGAGAGUCCACCUCUGUAGAUGUCCUGCUGACAAACCUCAUCAGAGGGAAUCUGCUUCCCUCAGCUCACCUCUGGGUGACCACACGACCUGCAGCAGCCAAUCAGAUCCCUCCUGAGUGUGUGGACAUGGUGACAGAGGUCAGAGGGUUCACUGACCUCCAGAAGGAAGAGUACUUCAAGAAGAGGUUCGGAAGCAAGUCAAAGACCAACACCAUCCUCUCUCACAUCAAGGGCUCACGAAGCCUCUACAUCAUGUGUCACAUCCCCAUCUUCUGUUGGAUCACUGCCACAGUUCUGGAGGACAUGUUGAAGAGCAGAGAGACCAGAGAGCUGCCCAAGUCUCUGACUGAGAUGUACAUCCACUUCCUGGUGGUUCAGAUCAAAGUGAAGAAGGUGAAGUUUGAUGGAGGAUCUGAGAGAGACCAACACUGGACUCCUGAGAGCAGGAAGAUGAUCGAGUCUCUGGGAAAACUGGCUUUCGAGCAGCUGGAGACAGGAAACUUGAUCUUCUAUGAAUCAGACCUGACUGAGUGUGGCAUCGAUAUCACUGCUGCCUCAGUUUACUCAGGAGUGUUCACACAAAUCUUCAGAGAGACAGAGACAGGACUGUACCAGGACAAGGUCUUCUGCUUCAUCCACCUGAGUCUUCAAGAGUUUCUUGCUGCUCUUCAUGUCCACCUGACCUUCACCAACUCUGGAGUCAAUUUGCUGGAACCAGAAAGAAAGAAUUACAAACGUCAGCAAGCAAAUGCUAAACAGCAGUUCUACCAGAAAGCAGUGGAACAGACCCUGGAGAGUCAAAAUGGACACCUGGACUUGUUCCUGCGCUUCCUCUUGGGUCUUUCACUGAAGACCAACCAGACCCUCCUGAGAGGUUUGUUGCCACAGUCAGGAAAUGAUCUGUGGAUCAAUAUGAGCACAGUUGAUUUCAUAAAGAAGAAAAUAAAUCAAGUUGUGUCUCCAGAGAGAACCAUCAACUUGUUCUACUGUCUGAAUGAGCUGAAUCAGCCUCCGUCCUCUAGCGUGACACAUCUGGACCUGAGUGACAACGACCUGCAGGAUUCAGGAGUGAAGCUUCUGUGUGCUGGACUGGAGAGUCCACACUGUCACCUGGAGACUCUCAGUCUGUCUCGGUGUAUGAUCUCAGAGGAAGGCUGUGCUUCUCUGGCCUCAGCUCUGAGCUCCAACCCCUUCCAUCUGAGAGAGCUGGACCUGAGCUACAAUCAUCCAGGAGGACCAGGACUGGAGCUGCUGUCUGCUGGACUGGAGAGUCCAGACUGGAGGCUGGAGACUCUCAGGCUGAAAUGUUGUGGACUGACUGAGAGAAGUUGUCCGCCUCUCUACUCAGUCCUCAGCUCGCCGUCCUCUAGUCUGACACAACUGGACCUGAGUGACAACGACCUGCAGGAUUCACUGAAGGUUCUGUGUGCUGGACUGAAGAGUCCACACUGUCACCUGGAGACUCUCAGGCUCAGGCAUUGUGAACUGACAGAGAGAAGUUGUCCACCUCUGUCCUCAGUCCUCAGCUCUCCGUCCUCUAGUCUGACACAACUGGACCUGAGUGACAACGACCUGAAGGAUUCAGGAGUGAAGCUUCUGUGUGCUGGACUGGAGAGUCCACACUGUCACCUGGAGACUCUCAGUCUGUCCGGGUGUAUGAUCUCAGAGGAAGGCUGUGCUUCUCUGGCCUCAGCUCUGAGCUCCAACCCCUCCCAUCUGAGAGAGCUGGACCUGAGCUACAAUCAUCCAGGAGGACCAGGACUGGAGCAGCUGUCUGCUGGACUGGAGAGACCAGACUGGAGGCUGGAGAGUCUCAGGCUGAGAAGCUGUGGACUUUCAGAGGAAAGUUGUCUGCAACUGUCCCCAGUCCUCAGCUCUCCGUCCUCUAGUCUGACACAACUGGACCUGAGUGACAACAACCUGCAGGAUUCAGGAGUGAAGCUUCUGUGUGCUGGACUGGAGAGUCCACACUGUCACCUGGAGACUCUCAGGUUGAGACUCUGUAGACUGACAGAGGGAAGUUGUCCACCUCUGUCUUCAGUCCUCAGCUCUCCGUCCUCUAGUCUGACACAACUGGACCUGAGUGACAACGACCUGCAGGAUUCAGGAGUGAAGCUUCUGUGUGCUGGACUGGAGAGUCCACACUGUCACCUGGAGACUCUCAGUCUGUCAGGGUGUAUGAUCUCAGAGGAAGGCUGUGCUUCUCUGGCCUCAGCUCUGAGCUCCAACCCCUCCCAUCUGAGAGAGCUGGACCUGAGCUACAAUCAUCCAGGAGGACCAGGACUGGAGCAGCUGUCUGCUGGACUGGAGAGUCCAGACUGGAAGCUGCAGACUCUCAGGCUGGACCAUGGUGGAGAGCAGCGGUUAAGACCCGGUCUGCUCAAGUAUUUCUGUCCCCUCACACUGGACCCAAACACAGCACACCAGCGCAUCCGACUGUCCAACAACUACAGGAGAGCAGAACUCAUGGAAGAAGACCAGAACUAUCCAGAACAUCCAGAGCGGUUUCUGGGGUUAGUUCUGCUGAUGUGUAGAAAUCAACUGACUGGUUGUUGCUACUGGGAGGUGGAUUGGACCCCAGACGUCCAUAUCUCAGUGACCUACAGAGGAAAGAGAACAGAAGACGAGUCUCACUUUGGAAACAAUGAUCAGUCCUGGAGUCUCAUCUGUGCUGAUGAAGGUUAUUUUGUCUGUCACAAUAAAAAAGCCACAGAAAUCCUGACCAGACCCGACUCCUAUAGAGUCGGAGUGUUUGUGGACUGUCCUGCUGGAUCUGUGUCCUUCUACAAAAUCUCCUCUGAUGCUCUGAUCCACCUCCACACCUUCUUCACCUCCUUCACUCAACCUCUGUACCCAGGAUUUGGACUCAGGUGGCCAGAUUCUUCUGUGACUCUCCAUGACCUGACUUAG
This is a messenger RNA of Synchiropus splendidus (mandarinfish), 4056 nucleotides long. Its product is annotated as NACHT, LRR and PYD domains-containing protein 12-like. NCBI's taxonomy places the organism in Eukaryota, Metazoa, Chordata, Actinopteri, Syngnathiformes, Callionymidae. Gene Ontology annotation, molecular function: protein binding. The record is from RefSeq and is a predicted model, not a curated record.